Amaranthus tricolor (Joseph's coat) is the source of this 2857-nucleotide messenger RNA. RefSeq names its product probable cytosolic oligopeptidase A. Lineage: Eukaryota; Viridiplantae; Streptophyta; Magnoliopsida; Caryophyllales; Amaranthaceae. The record is from RefSeq and is a predicted model, not a curated record. Gene Ontology annotation, biological process: peptide metabolic process; proteolysis. Gene Ontology annotation, molecular function: metalloendopeptidase activity. The coding region runs from base 25 to 2448 and encodes 807 amino acids. The transcript is spliced from 18 exons.
ACUUAUUAAACAACAAACAAGGUGAUGAUUCGAAGCGUAUCCAAGUCCAAACCAAACGUUCCAGUAGCACCAUUGCUACUUAUACUCCAGCUUUUAAUGGCGUCCUCCAUUUCUUUAUCUCGUUCACUGUCUCUCCUCCGUCCUCGUCCUCCUUCUUCUUCCUUCUCUCACUUCUCCCCAUUUUCUUCUUCUUCUCGAACCUCUCUCCGUAAUUUCCGUAAAUCCUAUCCUUGUCCUCUUUGGUCUUCUUCUUUCUCCUUCUGUAUUGACCAUUUUCGCCAUCACAGCACCUCUCUUUCUCUUUCGUCAUCAUCUCGAAGUUAUCCUAUGGCGGCCUUAUCUUCGUCGAUUUCUGCUGGUGAUGAUUCUAAUCCUCUUUUGAUUGACUUUGAAUUUCCGCCUUUUGAUUCCGUUAAGCCGGAGCAUGUUCGGCCCGGAAUUCGUGAAUUAUUGAAACAAUUGGAGAUUGAGUUAGAUGUAUUGGAGAAGAAUGUUGAACCAAAAUGGGAGAAAUUGGUUGAACCUUUGGAGAAGAUUGUUGAUAGAUUAGCUGUAGUUUGGGGAAUGGUGAAUCAUCUUAAGGCUGUUAAAGACUGCCCCGAACUACGCUCUGCGAUUGAGGAAGUUCAGCCAGAGAAGGUGAAAUUCGGGCUUAGGCUUGGGCAAAGUAAGCCGAUCUACAAUGCAUUCAAAACUAUCCAAGAGUCCACUGACUGGUUGAAGCUGAGUGAAUCUCAUAAAAGGAUUGUUGAAAACCAAUUAAAGGAUGCUGUUCUCAGUGGUGUUGCACUAGAAGGUGAAAAGAAAGACCAGUUCAACAAGAUUCAGCAGGAAUUGCAAAGACUCUCUCAAAAGUUUGAUGAGAAUGUUUUGGAUGCAACCAAGAAAUUCGAGAAGUUAAUUACUGACAAGAAAGAAAUUGAAGGAUUGCCUGCCACUGCUUUGGGCUUGGCUGCUCAAAUAGCUGUGUCCAAGGGACAUGAAAAUGCUAAUGCAGAAAAUGGGCCAUGGAUUAUAACAUUAGACGCUCCAAGUUUUAUAUCUGUAAUGCAACAUGCUCAAAAUAGGUCUUUACGUGAGGAAGUAUACAGGGCCUAUAUUACUCGUGCUUCAAGUGGUGACCUUGAUAACACUGAAAUUAUCAACCAGAUGUUGAAGCUUCGUCUGGAAAAGGCAAAGCUUCUUGGCUACAACAACUAUGCGGAGGUGAGCAUGGCAAUGAAAAUGGCCACAGUAGAUAAAGCAGAAGAACUUCUUGAAAAACUUCGUGCUGCUUCCUGGAAUCCUGCUGUUCAAGAUCUUGAAGACAUUAGAUGUUUUGCCAAGCAACAAGGUGCUGUUGAGGCUGACAACUUGACCCACUGGGAUAUCAGCUUUUGGAGUGAAAGGCUUCGGGAGUCCAAGUAUGACAUCAAUGAGGAGGAAUUACGACCCUACUUUUCACUUCCAAAGGUGAUGGAUGGCUUGUUUUCCCUAGCAAAGAAGUUAUUUGGUAUCGAUAUUGAGCCUGCUGAUGGUCUAGCUCCUGUGUGGAACAAAGAUGUUCGCUUCUAUUGUGUCAAGGACUCCUCUGGUUCUCCUAUAUCAUACUUCUAUUUUGAUCCAUACUCUCGUCCAUCUGAGAAGCGUGGUGGUGCAUGGAUGGAUGAGGUUGUAUCUCGAAGCCGUGUAUUGUCCCGGGAUGGUUCAUCUGUCAGGCUACCUGUUGCACAUAUGGUUUGUAAUCAAACUCCUCCAGUUGGUGACAAGCCAAGCCUCAUGACAUUCCGUGAAGUUGAAACUGUUUUCCACGAGUUUGGUCAUGCUCUUCAGCAUAUGCUUACAAGGCAUGAUGAGGGUCUUGUGGCUGGUAUUCGAGGUAUUGAGUGGGAUGCAGUUGAGCUUCCUUCUCAAUUCAUGGAGAAUUGGUGUUACCAUAGAGAGACCUUGAUGGGCAUUGCAAAACACUAUGAAACUGGGGAGACUCUUCCUGAAGAUGUUUAUAAGAAACUUUUAGCUGCUAGGACCUUCCGUGCUGGUUCUUUGAGCCUUCGUCAGUUAAAGUUUGCUUCUUUGGAUUUGGAGUUGCAUACUCGGUAUAUUCCCGGUGGUUCAGAGUCGAUUUAUGAUGUUGAUCAAAGAAUCAGUAAGAGGACACAAGUUCUUCCACCAUUGCCUGAAGAUCGCUUCCUUUGCAGUUUCAGCCAUAUAUUUGCAGGUGGGUAUGCAGCUGGAUACUACAGCUACAAGUGGGCAGAAGUACUAUCUGCAGAUGCGUUUUCAGCCUUUGAGGAUGCUGGAUUGGAUAAUGAUAAGGCUGUCAUCGAAAUAGGACGCAAAUUCCGAGAGACAGUUCUUGCUCUUGGAGGGGGAAAAGCACCAUUGGAGGUAUUUGUGGAAUUCCGUGGACGUGAGCCAUCUCCAGAGCCACUUCUCCGUCACAAUGGCUUGUUACCUGCUACGGCAUGAGCAUGAUCAUGACCAGACUCUUAUUAUACAGGUCUGAAAAUUUAUGAAGUUAGCUGUCGGGUAUUAGGGAUGAAUAAUUAUAUCUAGCUCUACUUCAGGAAAUGUUCUAAAGUUACUACAUUGUGGUUGUAACCGAGUUGCUUCCUUCCGGUACAACUCACUACACAGUACGGACUUUCAACACUCAUCGAGUCGCAAGGUUCAUCAGCAAAGGGUGAUCAGUCUCAUAUAAACAAACAAUCCUGUAAGGGUGUGAAUCUUGAUCAUUAAAAAUGGAAUCUUUGUUUAAAGAAUAAACACAUCCUGAAUUGGUCAGGUUUGGUUUCCCCCCUUUGUAACUCAGUAUUGUUCUUUAUUUGCUUUCUUAACAAAGAUCUAAUUUAUUGAUAUAUACGUUUAUUUGGAUUAU